Molecule: messenger RNA, 759 nt
Organism: Phytophthora infestans T30-4
Lineage: Eukaryota; Oomycota; Peronosporomycetes; Peronosporales; Peronosporaceae
Exons: 3
Coding region: 1-759 (252 amino acids)
Source: RefSeq, a predicted model, not a curated record
AUGAAGCGUCGCACAACGUAUAGCAGCAAGAAGAAGAUGGAAUUGGUGAGGUCUAUUCACGAGGGAGGCAAUAUUGAAGCUAUUGGCGAGGAGAGCGGUGUUCCAGUUCGAAACUCGUUCCGGUGGGUUGGAGAGGACGUUAAUUGGCGUGAGAACGGGAAUAAUGGCCCGUACACCUUCAGCAAACGGCGCGGACCUGAUCCCACUCUGCCCAAGGAAGCCGAAAAAAGUAUUCACGAAUGGGUUGUGGGUCAACAAGUUGAGGGAGCUCCGGUUGGAAGGAAGGAUAUUGUCAGAAAAGCUCAACAUAUUUCCAAGCUAGUUACCGGCAAACCAGUAGGCAUGGGAUGGUACCGUCGAUUUAAAGGAAGAUUUCAUGACUUGAGCUCUCGUGCUUCUCAGUCGGUGUCAAAGUUCUUUGGCAAGGUUAUCGUGGAGGAGAACAUGGAUGGGAGCCGCGUUUUCAACAUGGACGAAACAUUUGAAAGCUCUCGUAAGACCACACGGGUCAUAGCACUUAAAGGAUCCAAGAACGUCUGGCAUACGGAUCCUACUACCAGCUUUCACCUCUCGCUUGUAGCCAAGGAAAAGGCUCUUCAAAUGGCCGCACUAGCGUGGACAAGCUGCAAUUUCAACAGCAAUAUCUCAUCUGGAUUUCAGAGCUGCGGCAUUUUUCCGUUAAAUCUUGUAAAAAUGCACGAGAAGCUACACAAUUUCCAACACAACGGAGUUUCCGCCACCGUCAAAAAGGCUUCUUGA